Molecule: messenger RNA, 883 nt
Organism: Cladocopium goreaui
Lineage: Eukaryota; Dinophyceae; Suessiales; Symbiodiniaceae
Source: the annotation of a GenBank genome assembly
GUCACUGACAGCAUUUGGAGUGCAGCUGUUUGUGGCUGGCUGCAUGGGACAAGACGAUGACAAGGGACCCAGGGCAGAUGCCAAGUCUCAGGUGGUGGUCAUUGGUUUCCUCGCCUUCUGUGGCCCUGGACUUUUCAAUGCGCUCAACGGCCUUGGCAACGCUGGCUCCAGCGACGCACAAGUAGCUGCCAUGGCCAACGGAUGCCUCUACUGUACCUUUGCGAUCUUCGGAUACUUUGGCGCGGUGGCCUUCAACCUUUGGGGCCCCAAGAUGCUCUUGUCCCUUGGCGGGCUGACCUAUGCCUUCUAUGCCAUUUGCAUCUUCUUCUCCGCACAGAUCAAAGCGUUGGCGCUCCUUGGUGGCGUCGUUUUAGGUGUGGGUGCGGGCUUCUUCUGGGCCGCACAAGGUUCGUUGAUGAUGGCGUACGCCACGCCCAAAUCGCGAGGCCGCUUGAUCUCCAUCUUUUGGGUCAUCUUUAACUUGGGAGGAGUCAUGGGUGGUUUGCUUCAAUUCGCCUUGAACUUCCACACCGAGGGUGCCAACGCCAGCCCCAUUUCUUACUUCACGUUCGUCUCGGUCAUGGUGCUUGGAGCAUGCAUGGCACCCAUGGUGCUUGCGGAGCCGUCUUCUGUAGUGCGCGAGGAUGGAAGUCCAGUCCUCUUUCAACAGGCCGAGUCAGCCUCGGAUGAAUUUCGAUCAGCCAUUAUGGCAUUGAAGGAUCCCUUCAUUCUUCGUAAUUUGCUCUUCUACUUGGCUUCAAACUGGUUCUACACCUACAACUUCAACGGUUUCAACGGCCACCAGUUCAACAUCCGCACGCGUGGCCUGAACUCUGCAGCCUUCUGGGCUGCACAGAUGUGGGCAUCAGCUCGCUUUGGGCAG